Molecule: messenger RNA, 2962 nt
Organism: Mus pahari (shrew mouse)
Lineage: Eukaryota; Metazoa; Chordata; Mammalia; Rodentia; Muridae
Gene: Maneal
Product: mannosidase endo-alpha like
Exons: 4
Coding region: 129-1487 (452 amino acids)
Cellular component (GO): Golgi apparatus
Molecular function (GO): alpha-mannosidase activity
Source: RefSeq, a predicted model, not a curated record
CGGGGACAGGCGCGGAGCCGCCCUGGGCGCGCGGCGCUCGCGGGCUGUGGUCUGGGACGCGCGAGCGGGCGGGAGGAAUGGCGCGGCUCCGGGGCUGUUAGCGCGGCGGCGGGCACCGCGGGAAAGCCAUGGCCCGGCGGCGGCGCCGCGCCUGCAUCGCCCUCUUCCUGGUGCUGCUCUUCGCCUUCGGCACGCUCAUGGGGCUGCGCACGCUCAAGGCCCCGGACGGGCUGCCGGCGCUGGGCCCAGGCCCGGAGCUAGCACCGUUCGAGCGGCGUCCCGAGGGGAACCCCGCGCCCGCCCGCGCCCCGGCUGCCCCCGCCGCGCCGCCGCCGCCCCCGCCGCGCACCCCCGCCCCGCGCGCCUCUCUGGGCCCGGUCGAGGCCGAUCCUGCGCCCCGGCAGAGUCUGCGCGUCUACUCCGAUCUGCAUGCCUUUUACUACUCGUGGUACGGGAGCCCGCGGCGCGAGGGCCACUACAUCCACUGGGACCAUGUCAUGGUACCGCACUGGGACCCCAAGAUCUCGGCCAGCUACCCACGUGGCCGCCACAGCCCUCCAGAUGACUUGGGCUCCAGCUUCUACCCGGAGCUGGGGCCUUACAGCUCGCGGGACCCCGACGUGCUACGAGAGCACAUGACCCAGCUCAAAGAAGCUGCCAUCGGAGUUUUGGUUCUCUCCUGGUAUCCACCUGGCAUGGCUGAUGAUAAUGGAGAGCCCACAGACGACCUGGUACCUGCCAUUCUGGACACUGCCCAUCAGUACAACAUCCAGGUGGCCUUCCAUAUCCAACCCUACAAGGGCCGGGAUGACAUCACUGUCCACGACAACAUCAAGUACAUCAUUGACACGUAUGGCUCCCAUGGUGCAUUCUACCGUUAUAAGAAUAGCAUGGGCAAGAGCCUCCCACUCUUUUAUAUCUACGACUCCUAUCUGACAUCCCCUGAGGCCUGGGCCCACCUCCUGACACAAAAUGGGCCUCACUCUAUCCGCAACACUCCCUAUGAUGGGGUCUUCAUAGCUCUGCUCGUGGAGGAGAGCCACACCCACGACAUCCUCGCGGCAGGAUUCGACGGAAUGUACACCUACUUUGCCUCCAAUGGCUUCUCCUUUGGCUCUUCCCAUCAGAACUGGAAAGCUGUGAAGAACUUCUGUGAUACCAACAACCUGAUGUUCAUCCCUAGCGUGGGGCCUGGGUACAUUGAUACCAGCAUCCGGCCCUGGAACAACCACAAUACUCGGAACCGGGUCAACGGCAAGUACUAUGAGACAGCCCUGCAGGCGGCCCUGACAGUGAGGCCCGAGAUAGUCUCUAUCACCUCCUUCAAUGAGUGGCACGAGGGCACACAAAUUGAGAAAGCUGUCCCCAAGACGACGCCAACUCGCCUGUAUCUGGACUACCUGCCUCACCAGCCCAGCCUUUAUUUAGAGCUGACCCGCCGCUGGGCAGAGCACUUCAUAAAGGAAAAGGAGCAAUGGCUGAUGUGAGGGACUCUCACCCCAACAAACCUCAACAGAUCACCAAGCUGGUUCAGCUGAGGAUAUAGGCACUCGCUAGUCCCAAGUAGCAACUGGGAGCUUGUGGGUGGACCAGCUAGCUCAUGCAGAACAGAGCCUGGCACCUGGACUGGCGGUGUUAGGAAGCAAGACAUGAUGAAGCGGGAGGGGGGCAAGUGGCUGCAAUGGCUUAAGGAAGCUCCACGUCCCUCAGCUUUCAGCUGGGGCAGGUAGCUGUAUGGUGGAGUUGUGCAAGCCGCUGUGCUUAGGAGGGUCUCAGGGUUCUAAGCUAGCAUGCACCUUACUUCCUUUGGACAGCCGCCUUCCCACAUCUUGCUGAACACAGGGAACCACGUUUGACUUCUAAGAGGACUUUAAGGUCCUUCCAGUAGACUCCCGUGGCCCAUUAUCAGGAACACUGAGCACCCAUACUCAUUAUUAAGCACCUACUGUCUGUCAGGUGCUGGGGAAUUUGAGCAAGGUUUCCUUCCCAAAGCUUACAGGAUCCUGCUUUUGGCAUAACUGUAGCUAGAACCUGGGCUGUUUUCACUCUUUGCAGCUACACCCAGGCCUGGGAGUUCAGCUAUUUUUUUCCUCCAAGAUGAUACCUCUGUGACCCGGAGCCUUUCCCAGAUAAACAUCUAGCUGCAGAGGACUAGGUCACUCCUUUCAGCUGCCUAGGCCGGGGAGGCCACUCACUAGGGUCACUUUCAGUGCUACUGUGGUUUGUAUUAAGUAUGAUAUGGUGUGUGCCAGCACACACUCACUCCCCUUCAGCCCUCCUAUGUGCUGACCACUAGGUCAGUCUGGGACAAAUCAGCGUAUGGCUAGGCUGGCUGGCUUUAGCACAGUGGAGAUGGAUCUGCUUAUAAGACUAGUUUACAUAAGAUUUUUAGGGAGUUCACGAGCCAGUGCUUACUCACAAAUCAGCUAAUGCUACCUGCAAGGAUCCUUGGUAAAGUAAAACCUGAUGAAUAUUUUCAGCAAGAUUCCUGAAAAGAAAAUGUUCACUGGACCCUACCGGACUGGGUUACAGGCUAAAGCUGAGCCAUUAAGUUUGGAAAAUGGCUGCAGAUGGAGGAUGGGGUGAAAUACUGGUCACUGCAAGGACAACCAGCCCAGUCCCCGACACUAAACCCCUGAGACAGAUCGGCUGGGCUGACCACCCAGCUUGCAGCUUAGCGGAAAGGGCUGGAUUUAACCCGUGGUAACUGUAUCCCAUGCAUAUAUACUGUGGCUAUAGCAAGGCAGCAGGAAGGAGCAGGCAUCCUCAGAUUUUCUGGAUGCUUCUCUACAUCAACAGCCAUAAUGCACACAUAUAUCUUGACUGAGAAAUCCUACUCUAAGGAAAUAAUUCAAAAGAAAAAUAAACCAUUUACAACUGUUUAUAGAAGCAAUAUUUAAUAACAAAAUACAGUUCAAAUACCCCAAAAUAAUUAUGUAAAUACUUGGUAUACACAUGAACA